AUGGUGGAACAGUCCAUCCGCACAUACCUUAUCACACCGCGAGACCUCAAGUCCCAACCUGAAAUGGAGGCUCUGGACCUGUCCCAGGGUUUACCCUCGACAACACCAGUGAGGAGGUCACAAGCCCCCACCGACACCUCCGUGGCACAGCUGACGCUGGACGGUGAGCCCUGGGCUAUACUCCCGAACCUCCUCACAAAAGCGGAUUUUGAGGCCCUAUCAGACCACCUGAGCUGGGUGGCCCAAGAUGAAAUAGCACAGGUCAGAGCAGACAUGGCCAACAUGGAAGCCAGGGUGACCAUUGCAGUGGCCGAGUCCAGGGCCCUUCGCACCAACAUGGACGCAACCCACACAGCGGUCAUCGGCUGCGAAAUGAGCAUAGCCCACCUGACCACAUGGGUAGACGACCUCGAUAACAGAGGCUGA
This is a messenger RNA of Pelobates cultripes (western spadefoot toad), 426 nucleotides long. The record is from the annotation of a GenBank genome assembly. NCBI's taxonomy places the organism in Eukaryota, Metazoa, Chordata, Amphibia, Anura, Pelobatidae.